AGCCCACGUCAAAGGCUCCGCCGGGUCCUCUGUGACCGUCACCCCUCCCGCCCAGCCUGACUCCCCACAGCGGCCGCUCCCCCGGCCCAAGCCACCUCUCCGGCCCAGAGGCCGCCUCCCCGGUGCGGGAUGAACAGAUCCGCGGCCUCCGCGGGGCCCCAUGGAGGAGCAUCCGCGGCCGCCGCCGGCCCGCCCACCAGUGAGCAUGGCCUUGCCGGGCGUCCCACAUCCCGGCGCCCCCUCCGCGGCCGGCUCGCCUGGCGGGACUUCCUCCGCGGCGACAUUGGCCGUGCUCUCCUUCAGCACCGUGGCGACCGCAGCGGCCGCGGCGCUGGGGAACCAGAGCGACGCCAGCGGGGGAGGCAGUGCUGCCGCUCCAGGUGGCGGCGGCGGCGGAGGCAGGCCCGGGGCGGCGGGGGCGGUGCUGGGCCCAGAGGCGGCGCCGGUGCUAUCGCACGGGGCAGCGGUGGCAGCUCAGGCGCUCGUCCUGCUGCUCAUCUUCCUGCUAUCUAGCCUGGGCAACUGCGCGGUGAUGGGGGUGAUCGUGAAGCACCGGCAGCUUCGCACCGUCACCAAUGCCUUCAUUUUGUCGCUGUCCCUGUCGGAUCUGCUCACGGCGCUCCUCUGCCUGCCCGCUGCCUUCCUGGACCUCUUCAUUCCCCACGGAGGUUCGGCGCCCGAAGUCGCCGCGGGGCCUUGGCGCGGCUUCUGCGCAGCGAGUCGCUUCUUCAGCUCGUGUUUCGGCAUCGUGUCCACUUUCAGCGUCGCCCUCAUUUCGCUGGACCGCUACUGCGCCAUCGUGCGGCCGCCCCGGGAGAAGAUCGGCCGGCGCCGCGCCCUGCAGCUCCUGGCGGGCGCUUGGCUGGUGGCGCUAGGCUUUUCCUUGCCCUGGGAACUGUUUGGGGGAUCCCGGGAGCCCUCCUCAGUGCAGACCUUCCAUGGCUGCCUUUACCGGACCUCUCCAGACCCCGCGCAGCUGGGCGCGGCCUACAGCGUGGGGCUGGUGGUGGCCUGCUACUUGCUGCCCUUCCUGCUCAUGUGCUUCUGUCACUAUCACAUCUGCAAGACCGUUCGCCUGUCGGAUGUGCGCGUGAGGCCAAUGACCACCUACGCACGUGUGCUGCGUUUCUUCAGCGAGGUGCGCACUGCCACCACCGUGCUCAUCAUGAUUGUUUUCGUCAUCUGCUGCUGGGGCCCCUACUGCUUCCUGGUGCUGCUGGCCGCGACCCGGCAGGCCCAGGCCACGCAGGCCCCUUCUCUCCUCAACGUGGUGGCUGUCUGGUUAACCUGGGCCAAUGGGGCUAUCAACCCUGUCAUCUAUGCCAUUCGCAACCCCAACAUUUCCAUGCUUCUAGGGCGCAACCGCGAGGAGGGGUACCGGACUAGAAAUGUGGACGCUUUCCUACCCAGCCAGGGUCAGGGUUUGCAGGCCAGAAGCCGUAAUCGCCUUCGAAACCGCCUAGGGGCUUGCAGCAGGAUGUCCUCCUCCAACACCGCCAGUGGGGCCGGAGGUGACGUGGCCAUGUGGGCCCGCAAAAACCCAGUUGUGCUUUUCUGCAGGGAGGGACCACCAGAACCUGUGACAGCAAUAGCCAAACAGCCUAAAACUGAAGCCGGAGAUACUAGCCUCUAAAAAGGGCUGGGAUGGACAGCUUUUGAAGGCGAACUUCCACCCCUUCAUUUAAUGAUACAAGAUUCCAGGGAGAAUCAUGGAUUUCAUAAAGCCAAACAUUUAAAACUAAAGAGAGGGGGCGGGUUGCCACUUCCCCCCAAACAACAUAAAAACAAUGUCCCCUUCUUCAGAAAGUGCCAAAAGGAAUGUAAAAUGCAAAAAUUAAAACAAUCUUAAGCCACACAACCCAGCAUUGUGAACUUAAGUGCCAAAAAAAAAAAGACACAAAUAAAAUUCACAAUUACUGAAAAGCUCAUAUUACAGGAAUCACACUGUGAAACAAAGCAAAAAUCACUGAAUGCAACCAGUAUGUGUUCAAAUACAUAGUUUCAGGAUUGAAUGGAGACCCUCAGAGCUGCUUGAAGGCCCCUCUAUAUCACCAGCAUUGAACGAAAAUCUUUAGAUUCUAGAACUUGCACCUCUGACCAUGCUUAGGUGCUUAGGUUUGUGAGCAGAAAAUUCUUAUCCUUACAUAAAUUGGUGCACUUCUUUCCAUCCUUGUAAUCUUUGUGGGAAAUUUUAAAUUCAGAUCUUAUUUUGAAACCAUUUGGGGAUUCUGAAAAGUUGGAUUUUGAAAGUUGGUUAAUUACUACAUAAAACUUAACCAUCUGAAGGGCAAAUAGCAUAAAGAAAUAUGACUGUUCAAAAAGUAUUCCAAGAUUAUUCAUAAAAAUGACUCUCCCUUCCACCCUUCUUCCUGCCACCCCACCCAUCCCAAUUACCUGUCUUGGGAAAUUUGGAAGCUUACCCUUACUCUAACCUGCUACUCUCCUUUAUGAUAACUUUUAGGAUGCCAUUUUCAGAAGGCUUUCACAUUUUAAAAAGAUAAUAACUUUCAUAGUAGAAAAACCUUUUGUUUUUUGACAUUAAAUUUGAUUUUUUAGAUCCCACCCAAACUGUAAUUUGAAGUCAAAUUGAUUGAACAGGGUAAGUGAUGCUAUUAAGUACCAAGACUGGCUUUCCUAAAUGGCAUUUAACUAAUUGAAGAUAAUUCCAAAGAGAAAUUCUAAAAAUAGUUUGAGAAGUGGCCACAUUGUUGGAAUAAUCAACAGAGCUUUCAAGAGGUUCAUGCUCUCCUACAUUUUGGAAGUUGAGCAUAUCUUUUUUUUUUUCAAGUAGCUGAUUGCUGCUUUAUAGACAUGACCUGUUUAAAAUAUUGUUAUCUUUACCAAAAGGAAGAAUAGGUGUGAGACUACUAUAUGAAAGAGGGCAUUAAAAACAAAGGUGUAAAGUUGGAGAGGUACCUCAAGCAAAUUGCAGAUGUCUUCAGAAAUGUGAGCAUUGAGAUGCUUUUUACAAUAAUUCAAAAGCACAAUUUAGGAUUUGUCUAUGUGAAAUUUCUUAUAUUGAAUGUCACUGUACACAGAAUCAUUUGCUCAGAAUUUUAAAAGAUUUUUUUUCUGGUUUUUUCCCUCUUUCCUUCUCGCUACCCUGUUCCUCUUUUCUUCAAUAUUUCACAGCCUUAACUGAAUAAGAACCUGGUAUGAAAAGUCUUCAGGUCUCUAUGAAGAUUUCAAUAUGAAAUAGCCAGCAUUUUUUCUUGUAUUUAAAGUUGUUUAUUAGAAUUUAAGUCUUUGUGUGACUUUUGUAAUCAAAGAUGGAAAUACAUGAUUCCUGUUAGAGCAAAACAUGUUUUUUUUUUUUUUUCUGCUUCUCUGGGUAUCAUCACAAUCCAAAGUAUAUAAAUUAUCUGCAUACAUUUGCUACACUCAAUAUAGUACAAAGUAGAUGAGAUAAUCUCUCUAUUAUUUUCAUGAAAAAUAUAGCGUUAAUAGCACAGGGCUAACAUGUAACAUGCAUUGCCUGUUAAAGGUGGGGGAGGGGGUAUUUUGGCAUUGUGUGAAAAUGGAAGUAUUUUCUGGGAUUUAGGGAGAGAUGAUAAAGUCUUCCAGUUUUAAAACAUACCAUAGAAGAGGACUCAGCCAAUAUGAACAAAGAGCAGAAAGAAAGUGAGAGACCUUAGGAGGUGGCAUGGUGUAAAGUAGGGUUUUGUCUGAGAAGAAAGGAAAAAAAACAAGCAAACUCAAAUGUGAUGUGAAAUAAACCUUCCUGGUUAGUAAAGAGAAAAUCUAAGAUUGGACAUUCCAAGGUUAGCAUGAAAGACUUCAAGGAAGAAAAUUAAUUCCCCCUCCGUUUUCAGUAGAAGGGAGUUUUAAGGAAGGAGUGGCUUGUGAGUGAGACCACUCUGUUAGUGGCUCCAAGAAUCUUGGUUGGCAAUAGGGAGAAUGUUGCUAGUCAGUUACUGAACUAUUUAUAAUGUUGUGAGUGUUUAUUUUUUUCAUUUGAAGAUAUACAACUAUUGGUUGGCAGAACUCGAAUUUCACUACGGUCCUGGUUGGGACUUAAAGUACCGUGUUCCCUUGUCUACCUUCUGGUCCUCCUUGAAAGGCUACAUGCAGGGAAAGCAAGGAGGAGAACUUAUGUUUCCAUCAUCAUCAUCAGUUGCCGUUUCGUUUGCUACUCUAUGUAAGUCAGUUUCCUUGGUGCCAAGGCUACUAAGGGACAGAAAUCACAGUACCAGCAUGGGGACUGCUUACUGCCCAACUGAGGGUUUAGUGCUUUAUGAGAAUCAUCCCUAAUCAGGAUUCUUAAUUUACUUGUGGGAAAGAAAAGGUACAGCAUUUUCAGAAUAGGUUAUCAAAGAAAGGAGAUGAAUUUGUAAGCACAAGAUAUUCAGAUAAAGGUCAGCAAUAAAUCUGGUCCCA
Messenger RNA from Marmota monax (woodchuck), 4377 nucleotides. It is a transcript of the gene Gpr135, whose product is annotated as G protein-coupled receptor 135. Lineage: Eukaryota; Metazoa; Chordata; Mammalia; Rodentia; Sciuridae. Bases 161 to 1633 code for a protein of 490 amino acids. Gene Ontology annotation, biological process: G protein-coupled receptor signaling pathway. Gene Ontology annotation, cellular component: membrane. The record is from RefSeq and is a predicted model, not a curated record. Gene Ontology annotation, molecular function: G protein-coupled receptor activity. The transcript has a single exon.